This is a messenger RNA of Ogataea polymorpha, 1353 nucleotides long. RefSeq lists its product as uncharacterized. The coding region runs from base 1 to 1353 and encodes 450 amino acids. Gene Ontology annotation, molecular function: ATP binding; phenylalanine-tRNA ligase activity; tRNA binding. Lineage: Eukaryota; Fungi; Ascomycota; Pichiomycetes; Pichiales; Pichiaceae. The transcript is spliced from 2 exons. Gene Ontology annotation, cellular component: mitochondrion; cytoplasm. The record is from RefSeq and is a predicted model, not a curated record. Gene Ontology annotation, biological process: phenylalanyl-tRNA aminoacylation.
AUGGUCAGCACUAUAGCCAUCAACAAGCGAGCCUGUAAGGUUGUGAAGUGCUAUGUAACACAUGUCUUCUCGAGGCUCAUUAAUGGGAAAACCUACCUUACAGACGAAUGGACAAAUGUUCGGCCAGGAAUCUUGUCUCUAGUCGGUAGAAAUCUUCACAGAAAUUCGAACCACCCAAUAGGGAUUUUGAGAGAACUGAUUGAAAGCCGAUUCAAGAAUCUGGGAUACACUUUCUACAACGACUUCAAUCCCGUUGUGUCCGUACACGAUAAUUUUGAUGUGUUGGGAUUUCCAGAGAAUCACCCAGGCAGAUCAAGAUCCGACACAUACUAUAUCAAUAAGGAUCUUGUGCUUCGAACACACACCUCCGCCCACGAACCUUUUUGCUUUGAAAAUUGCACCACCCCUGGGUACUUUAUUUCGGGAGACGUGUAUCGAAAAGACGAAAUCGAUCGUACUCAUUAUCCAGUAUUCCACCAGUUGGAAGGUGGUCGGUUAUGGUCUCGAGAAUCUUUGGGGGAUCUUUUAGUUUCCCAAGUGGAGUCUGAUAUCUCGGCGCUCCCAGAACUAGACAUUAUUGUCGAGGAUGACAAUCCAAUCUUUGAUGCAGUACAGAAUCCCAAGCAAGACCACAUGUCAGACUUGGAAACAAAACUAAUUACUAUGCAUCUAAAGAAAACGAUUGAAAUUAUGGUUGACCAGGUUUUCAAUGAAGCUAAAAAAGCAGCCUUGGAGAACGGAGCUAAUGUGUUGAAUUUUAAAGAGCCACUUCGGGUGAGAUGGUUACAAGAUAAAUUUCCGUGGACUACACCUUCUUGGCAGAUUGAGGUCUGGUGGAAUAAUAGUUGGCUUGAAUGUUGUGGUUGUGGAAUUGUUAAGAAUGAGGUUCUUUUGAAAUCUGGCAUAAAAAAUAGCAUUGGUUGGGCAUUUGGAAUAGGUCUGGACAGAAUUGCAAUGCUUCUUUUCGGUAUUCCCGACAUCAGACUUUUCUGGUCCAGUGACGACAGGUUUAAGAAACAAUUUACAGCUAACCAUAUCUCGGUCUUCAAACCGUACUCCAAGUAUCCGGGUUCUGUAAGGGAUAUAUCAUUCUGGCUUCCUGAAAACACCACCGAAGCCUCUCCUCUUCAUGAAAACGACUUGAUGGAGAUUGUUCGUGAAAUCGCGGGUGACUUGGCAGAAAGUGUAAAGCUAAUCGAUGAGUUUGUGCAUCCAAAGACGGGAAAAAGGUCACAAUGCUAUAGAAUCAAUUAUCAAUCAAUGGAUAGAUCACUCAUUACUGAGGAAGUGAAUGCGAUAAAUGAGAAAGUGAGAGAAGCCCUGAGGUCUUCCUAUAAUAUAGAACUUCGAUAG